This is a messenger RNA of Neogale vison (American mink), 474 nucleotides long. RefSeq names its product thymosin beta-4-like. The coding region runs from base 134 to 268 and encodes 44 amino acids. Gene Ontology annotation, biological process: regulation of cell migration; actin filament organization. Gene Ontology annotation, cellular component: cytoplasm. Gene Ontology annotation, molecular function: actin monomer binding. The transcript has a single exon. The record is from RefSeq and is a predicted model, not a curated record. Lineage: Eukaryota; Metazoa; Chordata; Mammalia; Carnivora; Mustelidae.
UGUGUCAAAUAAAUAAAAUCUUUUAAAAAAAUGAAAUGAAAUAUACAAGGUACUCUCCAUUCGGUGGCAGCCACUGAGCAGACCAGUCAUCACUCACUCACACACCUCACCUCUUUCCCCUUCCUCUGCAACCAUGUUUGAGAAACAUGAUAUGGCUAAGAUUGAGAAAUCUGGUAAGUCGAAAUUGAAGAAGAUAGAAACACAAGAGAAAAAUCCACUGCCUUCAAAAGAAAUGAAUGAACAGGAGAAGAAAGCAGAUGAAUCAUAACAAGGCAUGCAAUGCCAAUAUGCACUGCACAUUCCACAAGCAUUGCCUUCUUAUUUUACUUCUUUUAGCUGUUUAACUUUGUAAGAGGCAAAGACGUUGGAUCAAGUUUAAAUGACUGUGCUGCCCCUUUUCACAUCAAAGAACAGAGAACUACUGACAAUGAAAGCAUCUGCCUCUCCCAUCUGCCUGUCUGGCUGGCAGGGAAG